This is a messenger RNA of Physcomitrium patens, 1243 nucleotides long. The record is from RefSeq and is a predicted model, not a curated record. Lineage: Eukaryota; Viridiplantae; Streptophyta; Bryopsida; Funariales; Funariaceae.
GCGAUUGAACAUCUGUUGUUGUUGCUGUUGUUGUCGAGAUCAUUCGCGUCAUGUGUGCUGCUGUGUUCACUGUUGCCGCAGCUCCUCUUCGGCUGGUGUACCGAUCGUCAAAACCUCAAGCAUUGUCUUCUUCGCCGCUCGGAGUACUCUCGUUUAGCUGCGCCCAGUGGUAUGGGACGCGAUUGUGGGGCGGAAAUGGCAAUUCGGAGAGCUGGAUGCUGUCCAGGAGGAGGAAUUUGGAAUCGCCGGUUCCUCUCGCGCCGAUGAAAGCUGGGAGUAUCGCUACUCACGCAUCGAUUAGUCCACGGCUAUGGACAGGGACGGAGAACGCUGAAGGAGAGGCUCCAGAAUGGCGAACAGCUCUAUGGAGCAUUUUCUGUCUCUUUCUCUCCAGUUGUCGCCGAGAUUCUUGGUUGGGCUGGCUACGACUAUGUGGUUGUGUAUUUGGAACAUGGUCCUGGUUAUACCAUGUCAGCUGUUCCUAUUCUACAGACCUUGGCUUGUACAGGAACGCCUGCUAUUAUACGUAUACCAGUAAACGACCCUGUCUGGGCAAAGAAAGCUUUGGACCUUGGACCUCAAGGCAUCAUGUUUCCCAUGAUUAACGAUGCAAAUGCUGUUAGUGAUGCAGUAAGAUCAUGUCGUUACCCUCCAGCGGGUAUAAGGGGGGCUGCUUACCCCAUAGUACGAGCGGCUCGGUAUGGUCUUGAUCACUCCUAUCUGAGCCGGUGCGAGGAAGAUCUUCUCAUUAUGUGUCAGAUAGAAACUCAGCAAGCCGUCGACAACAUAAAAGACAUUGCUGCUGUAGAUGGUGUUGAUUGUAUUCAAAUGGGACCUCUGGACUUGCGCUCUGACUUGGGCUUGUUGCGAAUACCGGAGGAUAAGAGUUCAACAGCAUUGCUCAGGGAAGCUGAGAAAACUUUGAAGUCUUUAGGAGUGUAUAUGGGUGGAUUUGCAACCAGUGAUGAUUCACCCUCGAAGUUGCUGCAGCUUGGGUACCACAUGGUAGCAGGAACAGUUGAUGUUGCGCUUCUUAGAGAUGCUGCUGUCGCUGACAUUCGGAAGGCCAGAGGUUGACAUUUUUCACUCUGUCGCAUUGCACUAAGGAGGGUUCAACAUCGCGAGGAUGGGUGGAUUUUACAAUUCAUGCGACAUCACAGCACUCCAAUAUUUGUGUCUAGGCACAAGAUUCGAAGUCAUACUUGAGAAUCUCUCAACAAUAAAUUCAUUUUUGAUCAAGGAA